Molecule: messenger RNA, 2674 nt
Organism: Equus quagga
Lineage: Eukaryota; Metazoa; Chordata; Mammalia; Perissodactyla; Equidae
Gene: NUDT13
Product: nudix hydrolase 13
Exons: 9
Coding region: 684-1742 (352 amino acids)
Molecular function (GO): hydrolase activity; metal ion binding
Source: RefSeq, a predicted model, not a curated record
GAUGAAAGAACACUGCUGCCACGUCUUUUCCCCUCCCCCACUCACGUAGAGGCUAUUUCAUCCUUUCUGAGUGCAUUCCAAGGGAAAGUGGAAGAGCCACAGCUCUCAGAGAAACCAGAAAGAGUUAAGUUGAAACUGGCAAGCCUCUUUGGCCUUUCAGAUCAAUUCCUAAAAGGAGAUCUAGCUGUUUCUUCAUCCCUUUCUUAAAGUAAACAGUGCAAAAUUUCAAGUGUUCUCCCCUCUAUUAGGAACGCAUAGGAUGGUAGUGUCUAAGAACUGAAUUGUAUUUAAUACAUUCGAUUAUUUAAGAGAAAUAGUCUCAUACUUAUGGUACCAUUCUUCCUGCCCCUUAAAACAUACAUCUGGGGACCGUUCAUGUAAUCUGGGAACUCAAAGCUCUCACACAACUGUGGAAUUCGUUUUACUGAUGUGGACUUGUAAAAGCAGCAAACUCUCUGGUGAGAAAGACAGGAGGGGAGAGGGAAAAACUCAUGUGCCUUUAAAAAACCCAUGUGGAAGAAGAGGGAAGGAAGACGACUAGCUUCCCCCACACCAGGGUGACCUGACAGCCGACUUCCUCAACUCCGCAGCCCGAAACUCGCCGCCCGGGGCUACGUCUAGCUGUUCCAGCAGCACCGACGCGCAACAGAUGAGUUACGUCUGAACUUCUCUGGGAUCUGACAAUGUCCCUGUACUGUGGAAUUGCUUGCAGGAGAAAAUCUUUAUGGUGCUAUAGACUGCUGUCAACCUAUGUCACUAAGACCCGGUAUUUAUUAGAACUGAAGGAAGAUGAUGAUGCAUGCAAAACAGCCCAGCAGACGGGAGCAUUUUACCUCUUUCAUAGCCUGGCUCCUUUGCUUCAGAAAUCAGAACAUCAGUACCUGGCCCCCCAGCAUAGCCUAUCAGAGUUGGAAAAGCUCCUGGCUAAGUUUGGACAGGACACACAAAGAAUAGAAGAUUCAGUGCUGCUUGGCUGCUCCGAAAAGCAUGAAGCAUGGUUUGCUCUGGAUCUGGUUCUCAACAGCUCCUCUCCCAUAAACGCUUCCUUACAGAAACCUCAAAUGGAGACAGAGCUCAAGGGGUCUUUCAUUGAGCUAAGGAAGGCUCUCUUUCAGCUGAAUGAGAAGGAUGCCUCCUUACUAUCCACGGCUCAGGCUCUUCUCCGUUGGCAUGAUGCCCAUCAGUUCUGCAGCAGAAGUGGGCAGCCCACCAAGAAGAAUAUGGCUGGCAGCAAGCGUGUGUGCCCUUCCAAUAAGAUCAUCUAUUAUCCACAGAUGGCUCCUGUGGUGAUCACUCUGGUGUCAGAUGGGACUCAAUGCCUGCUUGCUCGCCAGAGUUCCUUUCCCAAGGGAAUGUAUUCUGCCUUGGCAGGUUUUUGUGAUAUAGGUGAAAGUCUGGAAGAGGCUGUCCGGCGAGAAGUUGCAGAAGAGGUGGGAUUGGAGGUGGAAAGACUGCAGUACUCUGCAUCCCAGCACUGGCCCUUUCCUAAUAGCUCACUCAUGAUUGCCUGUCAUGCAACUGUGAAACCAGGGCAAACAGAGAUCCAGGUGAACUUGAGAGAACUAGAGGCAGCUGCCUGGUUCAGUCACGAUGAGGUGGCUACAGCCCUGAGGAGAAACAACCCAUAUACUCAGCAACAGAAUGGGACUUUUCCAUUCUGGUUGCCCCCCAAGUUAGCCAUUGCUCACCAACUGAUUAAGGAGUGGGUAGAAAAACCAACCUGUUCUGCCCUGCCUGCUUAACUCAGAUCAGGCCACCUAGACUCCUCUCUCAGUAUCCCAGAUGGACAUAUCAGAGAUAAGGAGCUAAAAGGGAGGUGACGAAAGGCCAUCUUCAGGCCAACCUCAUAAUAAGGCAGAGAAGAAGGUGAGCCGCCUACAGCGAGACACCUCUACCAGCAGUGUUAAUGAAAUAAGUUCCUACUCAUAGGCAAUCAAAAAUGCCAAAACUGAUGAGAUGACAAUUGUCAAAAUCAGAGGGAGGGCUGAAGCAUUAGUUCAGAUGUAGGUCUUUGUUCACCCAUUUCUCCUAGGCCUUGGAAGCAGACAUCUUUUGGCAUGUGGCUUGUUAAUACUAGGUUUAUACUAACUGCCAAAAUGUGCCUGGCAUAAUUUUGGUUAAAACUUUUAUCUUAGUAUUGAAAAUAUAGAGCAAAUCUCAGCCCACUACUGAGUUACUUUUUAUCCUUAUAGAGUUAAGAAAAAUAGCACAAGAUAACAUUUUUUAAUUCAUAUACAGAUAAUUAUUUUGUACAUGGUAGUUAAAUUAAAGUCAUAUUUCUUUAAGUCAGCUGAAGGGAUGAGGAAAAUGGGAGCUAAGGCCUUCAUCAGAGUACUCUAUAAUAUAUCAGAGGCAAUGAUGUUCUGUUGAGGUAACUGCAUACCAGUGGGGCUCAAGAUGGGAAGGUUUUUUUUGCAGUUACUUGCUCAGUUUGUGACCCAAGGAAAAGAUGAUCAUUUUGCCAUGCCUGUUUUCCUAAGUAAAAUGGUUGCUGCAUUUGCACAUCCAGUAAGUGUGGUAACUUCAACUAAGGGAUUAGUGAGGAUGAACCAUUUUUUGAGUUUUAUGGGAUAAACUAAAUUUAGGAUUUGUCGUCAUUUAUAUAUGCCAUCCUAUACCUUGUCAUGGGGAGAAAAAUUAUCUGAAGGAAAUAAAAUAAAUUUCCACACUUUCA